Messenger RNA from Gracilinanus agilis (Agile Gracile Mouse Opossum), 2475 nucleotides. It is a transcript of the gene FAM186B, whose product is annotated as family with sequence similarity 186 member B. NCBI's taxonomy places the organism in Eukaryota, Metazoa, Chordata, Mammalia, Didelphimorphia, Didelphidae. The annotation marks the transcript as partial. The record is from RefSeq and is a predicted model, not a curated record. The transcript is spliced from 5 exons.
AUCUUCAUCAUGACAGAAGGUGAAUCCUUGAUAGAUCCCAUUGGGAGUGUUCAUGCUGGUCACCUGCCAGUGACUCCUUCAUCUGUGAAGGCAAUCAUCUCAAAGAUUGAAGCAGAUGAGCUGAAAAGAGCCCAAGAGGAUAUUUCUAUCCAGCUUUCUGACAUCUUGGGCAAUGUCAAUGGUGUCAUCAAUCGCUUCCAAGAAGAUUUAGAAUCAGAUCUGAAAGAAAGAAAACACAUUCAAGGGGAACAAGAGAAGGGCAAGAUAAGAUUCAUCUUGCUGGAGAAAAUAGCCUCUUUCUCAAGGGCAGCUGAGACAAAGGAAAGGAACCUCUAUGAGAUCCUCAAUUGGAUGAGUGACUGGGGUGAUAGUUUGUCCUUUGAGACCAAAACUGAGAAAAAUGAAAAGGAAGAUGACGAACAAGAUGAAUGGGUGGAAGUCAUGGAGAGGGUGCUGCCACUUUCUCUCAUUGCCACUGAAGGGGGCAUUGAGUCUCUGAUUUCCCUUUGUACUAAUUUGAUUGAAGAGAAAAAGAAAAGAGCCCUAGUGCCCAAAGGCAACUUUUGGAAAGCCUGGAGGGAGAAGGUUCUACAUAAAUCUUCCUCCCCACUUCAGCCUCUGAGCCCAGAACAGAUGCUUAAAGAUAACAACACCACAAAUGAGAAUGUAGGUGAGGUCCAGGCCAUGCUUCAGGAGCUUUUGGACUCUACUAUGUUCAACAAGGGAGAAAUGAAAGUCAUCAGGUACAUAUCUACUGUGAUAGAAAACCUUAAUCAGGCCUUGAUACUUCAGUUGCAAGAAAACCACAAGCUGAAAUCCCAGUGCAAGAUUUUAGAAAUAGAGAUGUCAAAAGAGAUAAAAGAUCAAAAAUUUUACCACCAGAAGGAGAUCCAAGUCCUCGGGGCCAUGAAGCAUGCUCUAGAGAAGCAGCUCCAAACAACAGAGCAGAAAUGGCAACAACUUUUGGAAGAUACAACUGUUGGAUACCACUUGCAGUUUGGUGGAGGUGACAGGAUUAGAAGAAACUUCACUGAGCACUUUUUUAGGACCCGAAAAUCUCACACCAUUAUGAAGAAAGUGAGGCUCCCCACAAUUGAAGAAGCAUUAGAAGCAGAAAUGGAGCCAAAGUUUGAAGAAAAGGAGAAAUCAUUCCUGACAGAGCAAGAAGAGGAGAAAAUAACCCAGCUCUUCCCAAAGUAUGUGGACACCAAGACAGAAGUAGUUAUGAAUAUGGGGGGUGACCACAUACCAUUUUUGAAGGUAGAAAUGCAGCCGCUUCCAGAAAUAAGCUUGCACCCUGAAAACUCCAAGGACACAGACAUUCAUACUUUAAACACGGUAAUGCUCUUAAAACCUGCAGGCACAGAUUACAUAGAUUUUGAAAAAAGAGAAGUGAUAGUUCAGAGUGCACUCUGGAUGGAUAAAGAGAAAGAUUCAGAUUUACCUAGAGAAAUCCAGGAAGACUUACCAGCUGAGGAGUCUCCUAAAGAAAAGAUGGCCCCAUCAAACCUGCCUCUGGUCCCUUUCCCAGAGAAGACAGGCCUCUCCCAAGAAGAGCAAGCUGAGGAAGAGAGGCUUUGGCAGGAAAAAAGGAAACAAUGGCAAGAGGAGGAAAAGUGGUGGCAAGGGCAGCAAAAGGCCUGGGAACAAUUGGAAAAGGAACAUAAAGAGAAACAGCAGCAGUGGAAACUGGAGGAGGAGGAACUGUGUAAGAAGAGGCAGGAGAUUAUGAGUUACAAAUUGCUAUUGAGACAGAGGAGGACAAAUUGCUUAGGAGACCUGGAUGAACUGCAGGCGGAGCAGAGAGAGGACACUUCUUUGCCCUCGUCACUACCUGCAAAGGAGGGGCCUAAAGAAAUGACAAAUAUUGUGAACAAGGUCUACCAGAUCCAGCUUCCAGGAGGAAAGUUCCAAACACCCAUGAUCUAUGAAUCCCAACUGCCUUCCCUCCAUCUCUCUGAGUACCAGUGGGCUCCUAAACACUCUGAGAAAGCAGGGCCCCUUUACUGCAUUGGAAGAUCCUUUCCUAGUUCCAUCCCCCAUAAAUCUGGCAUUCCUGGAAGAUGGUUCUCUCUCCAGAAGGAGAAGAAGUACAGGGUGGAUGUGCGAGGCCAGAGACAGAACUUGUUGCUUUUGAAUGAGGCUGCUGAGAAUUUGGGCCUUCCGGGUCAUCUGUGCUCCCUGGCCAAGAAGCUGAUCUUGGAAAUAUUCCAUAUAAACCUCAUCAGGCUUGGGUACAUGAUCCAGAAAUAUAGCACCUACAGGAUGUUUCAGUCCAUCAGGCUGAAUAUAAUCAACCACAUACAAACCUGCCAAAAAACUGGGGAUUUCUCCAAUGCCCAAAACUCUUACAUCUUUCUAGAAAAAAUAGACCAAUGUCAGAGCCGAAGACUACAGACCUGGACAGAAAAGCAGAAAGUUCUGGAACAGGACCGAGGGGACUGUCUGGAAGAAAUGACGUACUUAUUCUCCCAG